AUUCGUCCCGCGGUUUCCAGGUGAGUUCUGAAAUUAGUUUUUUAAUUAGUGUCCGAAAAAUCCUCCCGACAUCUGGUCAAACUGUUGAUUUGACAACCAAAAAUUUUUUGUUUGGAAACUAAACACGCCCUAUGCGAAUAGCAAGUAUAAAUAAUUCAUCCCGUCGCUAAGGUUGUUUUCAAAAUAUGUGCGUGCCCACGUACAUCUUGCUAGUACAAAGAAAAGAAAGAAAAAAAAACAGCACUUAUGAAGCCGCACCCACCGCGGGGCAAUCUUCGGAAAUGAAUUGUCUGAGGUGGUGUUGAGCAAUGUGGGCACUAACUCAGGUGUUACAGAAGUUGGCUCAAGCAUUGAUGGUUUUGUUGCAAGCAUAGUUGAUUGGGACAGUCUUCAAAUAGAACCAAUUCCAGAGGAGCAAAUAGGUGCUGCAGUAUCUUUCAUGGACGAAGCAAUGUAUGAGUUUGUUGGCCUUAGAGAAGAGGAUGAGAGAGCAGAAAAAGCUAGAAUUGCAGCUGAAAAAGAGAGGGAAAAUGAUGCUAGUGCUGGUGUUGAUGACUUAGAUGGUGCUGAUUUAGCAGUGCAUGACUUGAUUCCUGGGGAGGAUGCUGUGGAUUAUGAUAGGGAGAACCCUCCAAUGAAAGUUGGAAGCACAUAUGCUACCAUGAGUGAAUUCAGAGGAGCCGUGAGACAACAUGCUAUAAAGGAGAAGGUCAAAGAAGGUGGCAAGGAAGAAGCAGAGGUGACAGAGAUCACUCAAUCACAAAAGAUAAUUAGACAUGUUGUCAAUCUUAAGAAUCACACUUGCACCUGCAGAGAGUGGCAAGUCUCAGGGAAACCAUGUCAAUAUGCUCUAGCAUUGAUAAUAACAUACAGAAAUCCUAAGAUGGAAGAUUACCUUGAUCCUUACUAUUCAGUCUACCAUUUUAGGCUCGCAUACGGUGGUGUCAUUAGGCCACUAACUGACAAAUCUCAGUGGGCCAAAGUGGAUAUUGGGUUCAAGUUGCGGCCACCUCUAGCAAAAAGGCACGUUGGGAGACAGAAAGAAUAGAAUACCUAGCUGCUUGGAGAGCAAGGGCAGCAAGCCUAGGACAAAAGGCAUGUGGCAGGUGCAGUGCCAGAGAUGCCUUGGUCGUGGGUACAGAACGACGUCCCCCAAAUGCCCUCUCAAUGGUACAAAAAAGAGGUAAAACUGGUGACAUUUUCUAUUUGUUUGUUGACUCUUUUCCAUGUCAGCUCAACUUGUUGUAAUUCCAAUUGCAGGAAGAGUCGUGCCAAGGUAGGAAGGCCAUUAGGUUCAAAAAAUGAAGUAGGUACUAGUACUCCUAAGAGGCAGAAGGUUGGAACAUCAGGAAGUCCUAUUCCUAGUGCAACAUCUGGUAGUCCGGGGCCUGUCACAAGAAGUCAAUUAGCGUUGAGCAUGGAAGGUGGCCCUAGUGCAACAUCUGGUAGUCCUGGUCCUGUCACAAGAAGUCAAUUAGCAUUGAGCAUGGAAGGUGGAGGUAGUGAAACAUAUUGUAGUCCUGGUCCUGUCACAAGAAGUCAAUUAGCAUUGAGCAUGGAAGGUGGAGGUGGAGCAUUGGAAGGAGCAUCGACCUUCCCUACUACCCCUGCAAGGCCAACAAAACUCCCAGCUAAAAGAAAGAAGGCAGCUGUCAAGAAGAAGCUCACUCCAAAGAGGCCGACAAAGUGAUAUGUGGCAUGGCCUGAUGAUUUUUGUUGGUCUGCAUGUAGGCAUGACCUUAUUUUGGCAUUCAGCACCUACGUGGUGUGCUUUAUGUUGGCAUUCAGCACUAUGGCAUUCAGCACUAUGUGCUUUAUUUUGGCAUUAAGAACCUAUGUGUUCUCUUUUA
Molecule: messenger RNA, 1850 nt
Organism: Panicum virgatum (switchgrass)
Lineage: Eukaryota; Viridiplantae; Streptophyta; Magnoliopsida; Poales; Poaceae
Product: proteoglycan 4-like
Exons: 4
Coding region: 1121-1690 (189 amino acids)
Source: RefSeq, a predicted model, not a curated record